AUUGCAUCCAUAGCGCUUUCCAUGAGGUUUUGUUUUUAAAGCCAAUUGUAUGCUUUGUAACAAUGAAAUGGUUUAUUAUGGAGAUAUUUUAUAUUGGACUUUGGAUUAAGCCACAAGAUCUCUAGGAGUUUUGCUAAGCUCUUGAUUGGACUCUAAGAACAUAACAUACUGAUAAACAGAACUGCUUGGUUUUAUUCAACCAAACGAGGAUAUUUAAUGGAUAUUUUCAGAAUUUGAUGACUGAUUUAUUUAGAUUUUGUAUUGGGUGAUUAGUACAAACAGGGAUAUAGGAAAGAAGAAAACUUAUGAAAUCAAGAUGGCUGACCAAAGAUUAAGACAACUUAAGUUGGAAACAAUUCUUCAUUGAGACGAAAAGGAACUAAAUCUGAAAGGAUAACAUAGUAUCUCAAUGAAAUGUUUGGGUUAUAAACAUUCCGGGAUUAACUGUUUCUCACUCUCGGGAAAGAUGGGAAAUUUGUGUAACAUAGGGGCUCCCGACCCGGACAAUGCCUGGAAGGCCCAAAAUGCGGAGAUGAUGGAUAAUCUGGUCUACCAUUAUGUGAACCUCGCAGGCGGGGGGAAGCUAGUAGAUGCCUAUAUAGAAUAUGGUGAAUCUGCAGCUGUACGGAUGAUAGUAGAUGAGAUAGAGUUCUAUCUUUACAGUCAUGGGAAAGGUUACCAUAUAGCGAAGAAUGAUUUCGCUAGGUGGAAGUACAAGAUGUUGAACAAAGUUAAAGGGUCUUCCAUAGUUGACACAAGAACAGACGCAGAGGUCCUCGCUGAAUUCCAAGAGGAUGAAUUUAAUAAAUUUCAUGAACACGAUGCAUGCUGGGACCUUAACAAAAGAGGAGCUGUUGGUGAAACAGCCCUCCAUUUAUGCUUCUUAAAAUCAAAUGAUAGUCCUGUCCAUUUGGAUAUUGCCAACAUACUGCUCAAACUGUACCCAAAACUCGCCUUAGAUAUAUAUGAAGGAGAAGAAUACUUCGGGGAGAGUUGUCUUCAUAUUGCAAUAGUUUAUGGUGACGUGAAGUCUGUGCUACUUCUACUGAAAUAUGGUGCUAACGUUAACCAGAGAGCGACAGGCCGCUUUUUCUUGCCAGAGGACCAAAAACGCAAGAACAAAGCCAAGGAGACAAACUAUAAUGGUUAUGCCUAUUUUGGAGAGUACCCUUUGGCUUUUGCUGCGUGCUUUGGUCAUGAAGCGAUAUAUGACCACCUGAUACACCAUGGUGCUGACCCUGAUCUGCAAGACUCCUUUGGCAACACAGUAUUACACAUGCUUGUCAUACAGAACCAGUCAGGGAUGUAUCGCUAUGCUGUAAAGCACCAUACUAAGGCAGCAAACCCGAACAUCAAGAACAUCUACAAUAUGACACCGCUGCAACUUGCCAGUAAACUGGGCAGAAACAAGAUCUUCAAUGAAAUGAUGGAGCUGAGCAGUGUGGAGGUGUGGAGAUACAGUAACAUCACAUGUUCCAAGUAUCCAUUAGAUGCCAUUGAUACUAUCAAAGAAGAUGGAAAAACAAAUUGGAACUCAGCUCUGAUGUUGAUCUUGAAAGGUGAAACAGAUGAACAUUUGGAAAUGUUAACAGGGGGAGUGAUCAAACAACUCCUGGAUGAGAAAUGGAAAACAUAUGCCCAGUCCUUGUAUUUGAGACGUCUCUUAGUGCUUGUGUUUCAUCUAAUAGCACUUGUAUUUGUUGUGUGUCUAAGACCUGACAGAAAUUAUGACCUCAGGUUUGGUCAUACUGACCUUGACCUUGUGCGCUAUAUAGCAGAGAUCAUUGUUUGUUUGGGGUGCCUUUCCACAUUCCUACUACAGAUAGAGGAGAUUUAUGCACAGGGGCUGGUAGCCUUCAUGAAAAACUUGGCUAGUGCUCCGGCAAAGUCCAUCUUCAUGGUAUCGUGUUUGCUGAUAUUAUUGUGUGUGCCCAUGAGGUUCCUGGAGAUGAGGAAUGCUGAGGAUACCCUAUUAGCCCUUGCUGUCCCAGGCUCAUGGACAUAUCUUCUCUUCUAUGCCAGGAGUUCCACAUUGUUUGGUCCAUUUGUGAUCAUGAUUUAUAAAAUGUGUGCAACAGACAUGGUCAGAUUUGGGAUAAUAUAUGCCAUAUUUAUGUCUAUGUUUACGCAAGGCUUCUACUUCCUCUUCAAAGACAUCAAUGUAGCUGGUAAUCCAUCAGUUAGUACGGAUUUUACAAGCCCAGACAUUGCCUUCCUUACCCUUUUUCAGAUGACACUUGGGGAAUUUAAGUAUGAAGAAUUUGGAAAGACUCGUCACCCAAUUCUAACGAAGGCCUUGUUUACGGUGUUUGCAUUCCUUGUGCCAAUUCUCCUACUGAACAUGUUGAUUGCCAUGAUGGGUAACACUUACCAGACUAUUAUAUCUAAAUCAGAAAAGGAAUGGCGUCGCCAGUGGGCCCAGAUUGUUGUAGUGUUAGAGAGGUCUUUCUCCCAGAGCAAGUUAGCUAAGUACCAGGACUCGUACGCUGUCAGGAUGAGCACAAAUACACCUGCAUUGAUGGUAAUAAAGGCUUCUAACAAAACACGUGCCCGUCAGAGGAAGGGUGCAGUUAGUGCAUGGAAGCUGGCUUACAAACUAGUAAAGAAAAUGAACAAGGAAAAGCAAGCAAAGGGAAUUAACGGUGUUCUUGACCUUGAAUCAGAUUUUGUCAGAGGUGAAAUUCAACGACAACAAAUGCGACGACGUGCUGGCUCCAUGUUUGGUGAUGACGCUGGGUUCGGUGAUUUGAUGAGCCAGUUGGCAUUCGUCAAAAAUGUGAAUUUGGAUGUUGGUAUGAACAAUAAUAACAGAGGAGAUAGUAUAGAAAAUACAGACACAACUCUACUUGAUGAACAAGAGGAUAACACAAAUGAACAAAUCUCAAACCAUUCCACACCCAAAAAGACAAAAAAAUCUCAGAGUAAAAGUAUAUUGAAUUUGAGUUCUCCAAGUAAAACUUCAUUAGACAGAGUUCCACUUUUACCAUUAGGUAAUAAACGUGAAAGUCAAGAUGGGUUUGAUAACCCAUUGUUUGAUAAUGAUAUUAUUAUGCAUAAGGCUGAUAGAGGAGAGAGAGUUGAAUUAGUGGAUCUACCCCACACUGUACGUAAUGGUAGCCUUAAGAACCCUAGUAAUCAUGGGGCAAACAGUGCAAGUAAACCAACCAGUCGGAUUUCAAGUAUAGCACUUGAGUUGGAUGACAGAGACCAAACAGGAUCAAGCAGACCAAUGACACGAAAGUCGACCCGUGCAGGAAUGGACACUUUUCGUGAAGUAGAACUAGCUGACGCAUCGGUCCCAGCACCCAAACAGACCAAACCAGGUUCUGGCGGGUCAAAUGGGAGUGGUGGGAAACGAAAGAAGAAAUCAAAUGCAGUUGAUGUUGCAAAUCAAAAUAUACCUAAGUUUCCUAGCACUGAAUUAUAAUGUAGAUAUAUAUAAUAGGGACACAAAUUAUAUACGUGUUUUACUCAUUGGUUCUGUGUUGUUCGCAAUUUGUGUUCAGUUUCAGUUAGUUAUAAUGUACAGUAAAACAUGUUGUAGGUGAACACCUAAAAAUUAAAAUGAACACAUCUCAAUGUGGAACACUUUAAACUGAUUUCAGGUUUUGGAUGUCUUAUCAACUUCCAUAUUAUCAAAUACGUUUGGCUUAAACCAGACCCAGCUGGUUUAACAUUUGACAAACAACGGUAAAUCACAAAAGAUACUACAUGAUAGGAUAUACAGGAUCCUUGCAGCUGAAUUAAUGCUUCUUUUUAGUAUUACUUUUUGAGCAUUGUUCUGUGUAUGCACUCUGUGAUAAUAUCCCAUAAUAAUAAGGCAGCAUGACUGGAGUUGUAUUAUAUUAAGGUGAUAUGGAGGUACAUGUUUAUUACAAGGCAUGAUGAUAGGACAUGUAUGUUACUUGUACUUAUAUGUUAUUAAACCAAGUCAGUGUCAUAUGAACAUCCAAAAGAACAUUUUUACCUGAAAGUCUUGAUUGGCUGCUCCAUCUUCUGUUGCCUUCAAGUCAGGUCUUUUACAUAGUUCUUCUCAUUAAGGCUGUCACAAUUGGAGAAGUUUACAGUUUUAAUUACCAAUCAGCAAGUUUUAAACCUCACGUUGCUUGGUUUUUUAAAAAUGCACCGUUACAAUUUACAA
Messenger RNA from Owenia fusiformis, 4141 nucleotides. NCBI's taxonomy places the organism in Eukaryota, Metazoa, Annelida, Polychaeta, Sabellida, Oweniidae. The record is from the annotation of a GenBank genome assembly.